This is a messenger RNA of Mycetomoellerius zeteki, 820 nucleotides long. It is a transcript of the gene Arfrp1, whose product is annotated as ADP-ribosylation factor related protein 1. Bases 138 to 755 code for a protein of 205 amino acids. Lineage: Eukaryota; Metazoa; Arthropoda; Insecta; Hymenoptera; Formicidae. Gene Ontology annotation, biological process: protein localization to Golgi apparatus; Golgi to plasma membrane protein transport; intracellular protein transport. The transcript is spliced from 6 exons. Gene Ontology annotation, cellular component: Golgi apparatus. Gene Ontology annotation, molecular function: GTPase activity; GTP binding. The record is from RefSeq and is a predicted model, not a curated record.
UUCUUUGAUAAUCUGUGCUGGGCACGACCAACAUGGCACCAUGACAAGAGUGUUAUAUGGUGUUGUGAGUGCGGGCCUAAAAUAUAAACAAUACGACAUGUAAAUUAUAUUAUCGAGCACAUCGACGGUUAACGGAGAUGUACACGUUGCUGCAUGGUUUGUACAAGUAUUUGAUGCAAAAGGACGAGUACUUCGUAUUAAUUUUAGGACUCGACAAUGCGGGGAAAACGACUUACCUCGAGGCGGCGAAGACGAAAUUCACGAAGAAUUACAAGGGUAUGAAUCCGAGCAAGAUUACGACUACUGUAGGCUUGAACAUUGGCAAGAUCGACAUUGCUGGAGUAUCUUUUAAUUUCUGGGAUCUCGGUGGUCAAGAGGAACUUCAAUCUCUGUGGGACAAAUAUUAUGCAGAAUCUCAUGCUGUGAUUUAUAUUGUCGACUCGUCUGACCGUAAUAGAAUACCAGAUUCCAAAGAAACUUUUGAUAAAGUGAUAUCGUCUGAGCAUCUAAUUGGCGUACCAUUAUUGGUACUAGCAAAUAAGCAGGAUGUACCUGAUUGUAUGGGUGUCAGAGAAGUGAAACCAAUAUUCAAUCAAAGUGCGCACUUAAUCGGUAGAAGAGAUUGCAUGGUAAUGCCUGUAUCGGCCCUUAAUGGGGAUGGAGUAGACGAAGGCAUACAUUGGUUGGUGGAUUGCGUCAAAAGAAACAGUGAUAUACGACCGCCUCGUAAUCAGGACGACAAUUCCUUAUCUUAGCUGUGACACAUCCCUAUUCUUUGGUAAUUUAUAUUAAUAUAUAAAUAUAUGUAAUACACUGCGGU